AUGGCGUUGUCGGGAGUGAUGGCGCACCUGCUAGCCGAUGGCCAAGGAAUAUCCCCGAGAAUCUUCACAGUUGCAGAGAUGCAGGGUUGCAGAGCUGCAGAAAGAUCCUCUGCCAAGCCAUCGAUCAUCAUGCAAGGAUUUCGCUACCGCCCAGAACUUGUGGAAGGUCUUCCCGAAGAGCUCACCAAAGAGCUCAAGAAAUAUGAGAAUUGGUUUUGCCUCGAUCCGCCCAGGUUGAAGAUGAUCUCGGAUCACUUUGCUCAGGAGCUGGAGAAAGGUCUUACCGUCGAGGGUGGGUCUAUUCCUAUGAACGUGACAUGGAUCAUGAAUUAUCCGACGGGCCAGGAGAAAGGACGCAUUCUCACCGUUGACCUGGGAGGAACCAAUAUCCGUGUGUGUGAUGUCUGUCUCUCCGCGGGAAAGAGAGACUUCGAGCAACGUCAACGAAAAUAUAAGCUUCCAGAGGAAGUCAAGACAGCCACGAAAGAUGCUCUGUGGGGGUUUAUUGCGGACCGCAUUGAAUCGUUUCUUCAUGAAAGUCAGGCUGCUACCAGCGCUUCUGCUUCGAACCCACUACCUAUGGCGUUCACAUUCUCAUUCCCAGUGGACCAAAAGUCUAUCCGCAGCGGCAUUCUGCAGCACUGGACCAAGAACUUCAACGUUUCCGGAGUGGUAGGGCACGAUGUGAACGUCCCAGUGAAACUGGUCGCCCUCGUCAACGACACAGCGGGGACCCUUGUCGCAUCACGUUACCGGGAUCCGCAGGUGAAGAUUGGUAGCAUUUUCAGUACUGGCUGUAAUGCAGCGUACAUGGAAGAAUGUCGAUUGAUCCCGAAGCUGCAUGAUUCAGGACUGCCCGAAGAUGCAACUGUAAUCAUCAACACCGAGUACGGUUCCUUUGAUAACGAGCGUAAAGUACUGCCCUUGACUCCAUUUGACCGCCAGAUCGACGACGAGUCCGCCCAUCCCGGUAGGCAGAUCUAUGAGAAGAUGGUGGCUGGGUUGUACAUAGGAGAGAUGCUGCGCCUGGUAUUGCUGGAAAUGCACAAGGGAGGUUUACUCUUCAAGGGGCAAGAUGUCUCACGUCUUCGGACUGCGAACUCAUUGGAGACGUCCUUUCUGUCUAAUGUCGAGAUGGACAUGUCAGAAAGUCUGACCGACAUGAAAGAGGAGUUCAAAGUGAGCCUCAAUCUGGAACUUUCGCUGGCGGAGCUGAAGGCGUGUCGUCUUCUUAUCGGCCUUAUCGCGAUGCGUGCAGCGCGUCUCUACGCGUGUGGAAUUGCGGCCAUCUGCAAAAAGAAAGGGAUCCGUCAAUGCCACGUUGGAGUUGACGGAUCAGUGUUCAGUAGAUAUAGUUUGUUGAAGGGACGGGCAACUCAGGGUCUUCGUGAUAUAUUUGAUUGGGGCGAAAACAGGUUGGACAAGAUUGCUCUGAACUCGGCAGAGGAUGGGUCUGGAGUAGGAGCAGCUUUGGUUGCGAGUUUGACUCUUGACCCGAGUGAACUAGAAGAUUGUAACACGGAGGAUAUCUAA
Penicillium digitatum Pd1 is the source of this 1533-nucleotide messenger RNA. Lineage: Eukaryota; Fungi; Ascomycota; Eurotiomycetes; Eurotiales; Aspergillaceae. The record is from RefSeq and is a predicted model, not a curated record.